AUGGCUGCAAGAAACCGCAAGAAUUUUAAGAGGCAACAAAACAACACAGGAGCCGCAGAUCUGAGUGUUUCUAAGGAAGACCUCAUGGCCAGUAUUCGAAGGUUGGAAGCGCAGUUAGCUCAGGAGAAGUUUUUCCACGAGAAAUCUAAGGCUGAACAGCAGCAAGAGAUAAAGAUUCUUAACGGAAAAGUUAAGAAUUUGGAAAGACAAAAGAAAGCUCUUUGGGUCAAGUUGGAAAAGAAUCCGCUUGAACAGCUGAACAAGUUGCAAAGAGAGCUCAAUGAUACAAAGAAAAAACUGGAUGAAGCAAAUCAAAAGAUGGCUAACUUCAAUAAACAGAUGGAAAAGCUAUCGCGAUCCAAUAAAGAAAUCCAGAAGGCAAAGGAGAAAGUCACUGAUGAGUUUUUAGAAAAGAUCCAGCAAAAGAACUCCAAGAUUCAUAAGCUUGAGGUAAAAAUUAGGGAUUUGAAAACAACUAAUUUUGAUGUCCAAAUUCAAGAAUCUCCUGCCAAGAGCGAUUCUCUGAAGUUAAGUGACACUACCGAGAAGUCAGAAAAUUGGGAAGAAGAUCUAGAGAUUCAACGAGAGGAAGAAAAAGAACAAAAAGUGACAUCCGAAAGAUAUGAAAAAACUCAGACAGAGCCUGUGGAAACUUGCACUGUGAACUUCUUUCCAUCUAUUCACACCGCGGUUGCUAAAAACAAGGAAGGUCAUGAUUCCAGUCAGCAAGCCCAUCAAGGGAACGAGACGACUUCAAUGAAUUACUGGGCAAGUUCAUGCGUAAGCCUCGAGGAACAACCACCACCAAGUGAUGAAAACAUUCUAGAGAACAAUGGCGAGGAUAUCGCGCAAGAUUCUGUUGAAAAAAUUGACGAGUGGACUAUGGCAGACAGAAAUGAGAAUAGGAAAAGUAACUGCGCGGAAGAUCACAUUUCCUCGACAACCUCUGGCACGAAUCAACAAGAGCGCACCGCCAACUGCAAUAGUACAUACAUGAGGCGUCUUAGGAAUUUAUAUACAAAGAUGGGCCUCGGAUCGAAGGCAAAUGCGGCUGAAGACAUCGCUGGAGCAUGCUUACAAGUUCCUGUGGAAUACUUAAAGAUGAUGACUGCAAAUAAACGACCUCCACCCGGCUUUCACCCUAACGAUAUUGGUUUCACUCCCAUGGCGAGUUUAUCAAAUAACAUCUUGUACUUUGUUCCAGUACAAACUGUUAACAACUUUCAUUAA
Messenger RNA from Pocillopora verrucosa, 1230 nucleotides. Its product is annotated as golgin subfamily A member 6-like protein 25. NCBI's taxonomy places the organism in Eukaryota, Metazoa, Cnidaria, Anthozoa, Scleractinia, Pocilloporidae. The record is from RefSeq and is a predicted model, not a curated record.